Cucurbita maxima (winter squash) is the source of this 1085-nucleotide messenger RNA. RefSeq lists its product as uncharacterized. NCBI's taxonomy places the organism in Eukaryota, Viridiplantae, Streptophyta, Magnoliopsida, Cucurbitales, Cucurbitaceae. The coding region runs from base 1 to 504 and encodes 167 amino acids. The record is from RefSeq and is a predicted model, not a curated record. The transcript has 4 exons.
AUGUCGCUGCAGUUUGCCGACAUCUCCAUCCACCACCAUGAAGAGGCCAACGCCGACGAGAGCAACGGGUCCUCCUCCGGUCGCAAAGAUGGUAAGAAGCCAUGGAUGUCCCACGGGCGCACGCGCGGAAAAGAUGGGAAUCAAAAGGAGACGAGAGCAACGAACGGCGAACGGGUCCUCUUCCAGCUGCUGCAAAGACGAGGCACCCAUUACCGUCCUACUCAGUACAAGAAAUGCCUACGAAAGCUUCGAAAUCCAAGGAAACUCCCGCAGAACGGCCUAUUCUCGGUCGUUUUUCUUCCCAUCUCAAGAUUGGAAUUGUUGGAUUCCCUUUUUGCACUAUUGAACCUAACGAAGCUAGAGCAAAUGUGCCAGAUGAGCGGUUUGAAUGGCUUCGCAACUUAUACAAACCUAAAAGUGAGUGCCCUUCCAAAGAUCAUAAAGAUUGGGUUCUCGUCGAUCAAUCUCAUAUAUUUCUUCACUGCAGGUCCUGAUGAGGUAUAAUAAUUAGUUGAAUAUUACUUACAUUAUUACCAUAUUUUGCCUUUGGUGUUUGUUAAAAUGUUCUCUGAGUAUUGAAGUAGCUGGUAUUGAUGAUGCUUUCCUUGGUUAUAUAUGAAUGAUACUAAUUAGAGCCAUAGGAAUACAGCACUAAAGAAGCUUAACUUCUCUCUGCUGUUGAUGAUAAUAUUGUAGUUAUCCAAAUUUUAGAAAUUUUUUAUCUCAGCCUUACCCUAUCACCUUUCAAGAUAAGGGUAAUGAAUACCCUUAGGGAUGCUGGUUCUUUUGCUAUUUGAUGGAGCAUUUGGGUCAGGAAUGAGAAAAAUUUUAGAGGAGUUGAUAGAACAUGGGAAGAGCCUCCCCUUGAUCGAAGCUCGACUCCUUUCUUUGGAGCCCUCGAACAAAGUACACUCUUUGUUCGACACAUGAGUCACUUUUGACUACACCUUCGAGGCUGACAAUUUCUUUGUUCGACUCUUGAGGAUCCUAUUGAUAUGACUAAAUUAGGAGCAUGAUGCUGAUACCAUGUUAACGGAUCUCCACAAUGGUAUGAUAUUGUUCACUUUGAGCAUAAGCUCUCAUGG